AGAUUAAUUAACACUUGGUCUGAAAGAAGUGUUUAUGAAUCACAUUCGGAUCAGAAACAAAAUCUUCUUCUUCUUCUUCUUCUUCUUUCUUCUCAUCUCAUGUUCAUAAUUUCAGAAACACAGUUAAACAUUCAAAACAACAACCGAGUGAGUAAUACUAAUAACACAACACACAAACCAAACAGACACACAUAAUAACAAGGUCUUGUUCUUGUUCCUGCGAUUCGCAAAAUUCACCUUUGUUUCUCGUGAUUCUUAAUUUCUCUUCUCAACAACAAGGUUUUGUAUUUACUCAGCUGAAGAAAUAUUUCACAUUUUCACCAAUGAUUUGUUCCAUAUAAAUUUGAGUGAUGUUGAAAUAACAAAAUUUCAACUAGUUUUUCGGCGUUUUUAUAUAGUUAGUAUCUGCACAUUUAAGGGCCGAACGAGCUUCUUGGUCGAAGAAUGUCUGGGCCAUUGUACAGAGGUGUGUCUGGGAUUCGGAUCCCGGAUAAUAGUAUGGAUUCGUGGGAUUCACAAUCGAAAGAUAAAACGGAAAAAGAUGGUUUGGAUAGAAGAGGUUCUUCUGAUCAGAGUCCUUUACAUUUGUCAUCGCCCUUUAGGUUGCUUUUUGCAGAUAAUAGUUCACAUUCUAAAUUUGGUGUCACCGAGAAUGGUUUCUCACCUGAUCCGUUUAUUCUUGGCACUCCUAGAAGUCGGCAUAAGUUGAUUCUUCUUUUCAUGAAGUUUAGUAUAGUGUUGAUAGUUAUUCUUGCUCUUGCUGGGUCGUUUUGGUGGACGGUCUCGAUUUCAACUACAUCAAGAGGUCAAAUUUACCAUGGUUAUAGAAGACUUCAAGAGAAACUUGUAUCGGACCUUUUGGAUAUCGGAGAGAUUUCUUAUGCUCCUUCAAGACUGAAAGAAUUGGAAUUCUGUUCUCAGGAGUUUGAAAACUAUGUUCCUUGUUUUAAUGUUUCUGAUAAUCUAGCUCAGGGUUACUCCGAUGGCAGUGAGUUUGAUCGGCAAUGUGGCCGCGAGCUUAGGCAAGAUUGUUUACUUCUCUCGCCGAUGAAUUACAAAAUUCCUCUUCGGUGGCCUACUGGAAGGGAUGUUAUCUGGAUUUCUAAUGUUAAAAUCACUGCACAGGAAGUUCUUUCUUCUGGAAGCUUGACCAAGAGGAUGAUGAUGCUCGAUGAAGAGCAAAUUUCCUUUCGUUCUGCCUCCCUUAUGUUUGAUGGUGUUGAAGACUACUCACACCAAAUCGCAGAAAUGAUUGGACUUAGAAAUGAAUCUAACUUCAUACAAGCAGGGAUUAGAACCAUACUGGACAUUGGUUGUGGCUAUGGUAGCUUUGGAGCGCACCUCUUUCACAGUCAACUUUUAACUAUGUGCAUUGCAAAUUAUGAGCCUUCCGGAAGUCAAGUUCAACUUACACUUGAGAGGGGUCUUCCUGCUAUGGUUGCUUCUUUCGCUACAAAACAGUUGCCUUAUGCAUCUCUCUCCUUUGAUAUGCUGCAUUGUGCUAGAUGUGGCAUAGAUUGGGAUCAGAAAGAUGGAAUUCUCUUGAUUGAAGCUGAUAGACUUUUAAAACCUGGGGGCUACUUUGUCUGGACUUCGCCGCUUACAAAUGCUCGCAACAAAGACAGUCAGAAAAGGUGGAAGUUGAUACACGAUUUUGCAGAAAACCUUUGCUGGGAUAUGCUAUCACAGCAAGAUGAAACUGUUGUAUGGAAGAAAAUUAGUAAAAGAAAAUGCUAUAGUUCAAGAAAGAACAGCUCUCCUCCUCCUCCUUUAUGCAGUAGAGGCUAUGAUGUGGAGUCUCCAUACUAUCGAGAACUGCAAAAUUGCAUCGGAGGAACACAUAGCAGCCGUUGGAUUUCUAUUGAAGAGAGAGCAACCUGGCCUUCCAGGGAUUACCCGAACAAGAACGAGCUUGAAAUAUAUGGAUUGCAACCCGAUGAAUUUGCCGAGGACGCCGAAAGCUGGAAGGCAGCAGUACAAAAUUAUUGGUCUCUUUUGUCACCUUUGAUAUUUUCCGAUCAUCCAAAGAGACCUGGUGAUGAGGACCCUCCACCACCUUUCAACAUGCUAAGAAACGUGCUAGACAUGAAUGCUCAUUUUGGUGGUUUUAAUUCUGCCUUGUUGCAGUCUAAAAAAUCCGUGUGGGUCAUGAAUGUGGUGCCGACGAGUGGACUCAACUAUCUUCCUAUGAUCCAGGACCGCGGUUAUGUUGGUGUUUUGCAUGAUUGGUGUGAAGCCUUUCCAACAUACCCUAGAACCUAUGACUUGGUACACGCAGCAGGGUUUUUAUCCCUUCAAACUUCUCAGCAGUACAGAUGUACCAUGCUUGAUAUAUUCAUUGAAAUUGACAGGUUACUUCGCCCAGAGGGUUGGAUUAUAAUUCGCGACACGGUUCCUUUAAUAGAAUCAGCGAGAACUUUGACAACUCGGCUAAAGUGGGACGCAAGAGUCAUAGAAAUCGAAAGUGAUAGUGAUCAGAGACUCCUGAUCUGCCAGAAGCCUUUCUUUAAGAGACAAGCAAAUUAAUUCAUUCAAGUCCUGAAGAAAUCAAACCAUAGUAUUCAUAUAUUCAUUUUCAUAAUGUUCAUUUAUUAUCAUAAUGGUCCGCCAUAGAAAGUGGGGAUUGAAAAUUUUGGACAGAAAAGAGCUGGCAAAGAUAAUAGUGGAAAGAAAAAGAGUGAAUGCUCGUCAUCGAUACAUCACAACUCCUAUGUAACCGUAAGGUUUAUACAUAGGACCAUGUAAUUACCAAACAAAGAGCAGAACAAAUGAGGAAGUAUACUGUUAGAUAUGAUUUUUCUCUUGUGAUGUCUGAUUACAGUUACACGGACUUAUGAUUAAUAUUGAAAAGAUUAUGAAAAAACAAGUUAUUUUUGUUUGCUGUGGUGUAUAAAAUGCUCAGUGGUUGAUUCCCCUUAUUGCAAAUAGAAGCAUUAUUCUUCUCCUUA
Medicago truncatula (barrel medic) is the source of this 2948-nucleotide messenger RNA. RefSeq names its product probable pectin methyltransferase QUA2. The coding region runs from base 445 to 2526 and encodes 693 amino acids. Gene Ontology annotation, cellular component: cytoplasm. The record is from RefSeq and is a predicted model, not a curated record. NCBI's taxonomy places the organism in Eukaryota, Viridiplantae, Streptophyta, Magnoliopsida, Fabales, Fabaceae. The transcript is spliced from 9 exons. Gene Ontology annotation, molecular function: methyltransferase activity.